Molecule: messenger RNA, 1424 nt
Organism: Scatophagus argus
Lineage: Eukaryota; Metazoa; Chordata; Actinopteri; Scatophagidae
Gene: c4h22orf39
Product: chromosome 4 C22orf39 homolog
Exons: 3
Coding region: 126-455 (109 amino acids)
Source: RefSeq, a predicted model, not a curated record
UGCAAACUCGCACUCUUUCAUUUUCAAGUUUGCUGCAAUGUCUGCUUAAAAUUUGCGUGCUAUCGCUUUUAUUGUGAAAUGAAAUUGAGCCGGAAGUGUCCCUGCUCAGAUUAGCACAGCUAGCAAUGGACCAGUCUUGGAAAACAUCGUGGAGGACACCUCGGCCCUGUGAGGACUAUUGGAGUGAAUUCAGACAUUGCAAAAGCUUGUAUCAUCGUUUUCACCAUUAUUACACGUAUGGUACCACCCCAUCCUGUCAGCAGUGGAAGGAGGACUACCACAACUGCAAGGAGUGGGAGAAACACAGAAGUGCUGCAGCCAAGGAGGACUUGCAGAUCAGUGAGAGGAACCGAGUGGCAGAGCAGAGAAAGUUCACUCCAGUGUGGAAAUUGAGGCAACACCCUCCCAGAGACUGGCACGUGCCCCUGAACCAGGAAAAGCCUCAGGACUCCUGAACUCUCUCUAUUGGCUGUGUCUGUUUGGUGGCAGCCAAGGCAAAGUAAAUGAAAUUUUGAGAUUCUUCUGGCUUAAUGGACCCACUGAAAUCAUUUUAUCACAUGCUGGAGAGACCGGUCAUCAUUUAUUACCAUCUCAUACUGUAUUCAGUGAGUACUGCUGUAUGAAAACAGGUGUGUAUAACAGUGGUAGCACAACAUGUAGUGGUUAAUGGUGAGGAUGACAGCAUCUAUUCAUUCAGUGAAUUACACCAUAAUUUCUGCAAAGGCAGUGUUUUUGUGCUGAUCAUAAAUCUUUAAUUCUCCAAAACACCAAACCGCACUCACAGACUGUAAAUGAGUUUUAAGAGUAAUUGCCUUGUUUAGUGUAAGGAAAGGGCAAUAUUUGGUCAAAUCAUUCAAUGCACAUGUUGUGUUUACUCCAUAGUAAUGAAUGAUAUGUUGUGCAUCUUUUAAUAUGGGUUGAUGCUGGACUUCAGUGUCUUCACACUUUGUAAUGAUUCUGUUAUCAUUAUACGGGUAAGUUUGACCUAAUAAGCCUGUCAAUAUUUCUGAAUUACAAUACAUGAUCUGUCUUCAACUGUGGUAAAUGUGCUAUUUUUGGUGAUGCAGAUUAUAUAUAAUAUUGAUGUGUUAAUAUGACAGAAUUCAGAUUCAGAGUUUUAACCCAUACAGAGUUGUGCAUCAGCGGCUUCACGCCUACUUGAAAUUAUUCUGAAAAAAUUCAUCCAAUUUAAAAAAAAAGUACAUUUUUAUUAUCCAUUCUUCGUUGUGUUUUAUACAGAGAUGUCAAUGUGAACAUUUUCAUGAAUGUUGUUGAGGAAAAAAAAAAAAACCGCUGGCUGUACAAUUCAAGGAAGGAAAAAAAAGUGUCCUUCAUACCCACAGAGGGCUGCAUCUUGGCUUCUUGAAUCAUUUACAUACAAGGACACACACUAAAUAAAUGACAAUACACUCAGGCUGCACCUA